Bursaphelenchus xylophilus (pine wood nematode) is the source of this 323-nucleotide messenger RNA. The record is from the annotation of a GenBank genome assembly. NCBI's taxonomy places the organism in Eukaryota, Metazoa, Nematoda, Chromadorea, Rhabditida, Aphelenchoididae.
AUGGGGCAAUGGUAUUUGCACUUCUUCAGAGUAAGACAACCCUUUUACUUCAUACUUUACGAUGAUAAACGCGACAAAUUACGUAAUUUCAGCGUCGGGAAGAGAAAAUUCCAAUCGAUGGAUACUUAAUGGUGGGCGAAGAACAAAUUCGACUCAAGAAGUUAAUUCUGCAACUCUGUUUGAAGCUCAAUGUAAGUGACUCAUCUACUACUCGACGAUUUACACAUGUGAUCUUAUUUUAGGUUUCCCCGUCAGAAUUAAAAUCGCUGAUAAAACAGAUGAAAGAUCUAAUCAAAAUCUCCGAGAACAAUAAUAUGCAAUAA